Messenger RNA from Elgaria multicarinata webbii, 597 nucleotides. Its product is annotated as ras-related protein Rab-26-like. NCBI's taxonomy places the organism in Eukaryota, Metazoa, Chordata, Lepidosauria, Squamata, Anguidae. The record is from RefSeq and is a predicted model, not a curated record. The transcript has 4 exons. Gene Ontology annotation, molecular function: GTPase activity; GTP binding. Bases 1 to 597 code for a protein of 198 amino acids.
AUGGCAGCUUCCACCACCCUGAAGUUCAAGCUGAUCCUCCUUGGGGACUUUGGGGUGGGGAAGACCACUCUCUUCCAUCGCAUCCGGACGGGGCGUUUCCUGGAGGGGGCUCAUGCCCUCGGCCAGCACAUGUGCAUGUGUGAGAAAAUGCUGCCACUGAAACAUAAUCGCAGCAGCCUCCAGGCACAGAUCUCCCUGUGGGACACAGCUGGCGAGGAGCGGUUCCUGUCUCUGAGCAGCUGCUACUACCGAAGCACGGACGCGGUGCUGCUGGUGUACAGCCUCCAGGGCCUCCUCUCCUUCGACAGCCUGUCGCACUGGCUCCACGUGGCGAGGCAUUACUGCGCAGAUGCUGACAUCUUCCUCCUUGGUAAUAAGAGCGACCUGGAGAGCUGCAUUCCAGAAGAGAAGGCCGAGAAGUUUGCUGUGGAGCACGGCACGUCUGGGCGGUUCAAAGUGUCAGCCAAGACAGGUGAGAACGUGGAGCGGUGCCUGCAGGAGAUGAUGGAGCAGCUCCUCCUCAAGAAGGAAUCCCAGCACAGCGGCCUCCACGCACCGUUACAAGAAGCCUGUUACUACAGCCACUGUGGGUGCUGA